Messenger RNA from Cicer arietinum (chickpea), 2333 nucleotides. RefSeq names its product DEK domain-containing chromatin-associated protein 1. Gene Ontology annotation, biological process: regulation of double-strand break repair; chromatin organization. Gene Ontology annotation, molecular function: histone binding; DNA binding. The record is from RefSeq and is a predicted model, not a curated record. NCBI's taxonomy places the organism in Eukaryota, Viridiplantae, Streptophyta, Magnoliopsida, Fabales, Fabaceae. Gene Ontology annotation, cellular component: nucleus.
UUUAUUCAUUUUCAUUUUUCAUUUUGCCGGGAGAAAGGAAAAAAAGAAAGAGGGAAAGUAAGAACCAAAGGCCCGCUCAGAAUUUUGGCAUCAAAUUUUGAAACCUUUUUCACUUCGAGCGCGCUUCUUCUUUCCAAACUAUUUUCAUUUCGCGAUUCCCCCUCUUUUCUUUCUCUCUCUAUAUUCUAAUUUCCAAUCUCAAUCACUUCAAUUCUUCAAUUUCUAGGGUUUCUCUUUUCCACUUAGGGUUCCCAAUUUGUUUUUCCCCUCUUCCCCAUUCAUGGCUACGGAAACCCUAGAUCACACUAUACCUCCCCUUCAAGACAAAACCGUAGACAACCAAAGCAACGAAAACGAUGCUGCAGGUGAACCCCAACCUAUAGAGGAGGAAACCGAGGUAGCUGAACAUGACGCGGGAAUUCCCGAGAAAGAUACUUCGCCGGAUGUUGCUGAAUCCAAAGAGGAGAAUUUAGACGAGGAUAAUCAAAAUACAGAAGAGAAGAAAGAGAUCGACGAACACUCAGAGAAAGAGGAAGAAAAGGAUGAUGGAGAUGAAGAUGAAGAUGCUGGUGAAGAUGAAGACGAGGAGGAAGAAGAUGCUGAUGAGAAGGGGAAGGCGACUAAGAGUGAUCAGAACAAGUUGAAGAAAGAAGCUGGAUCGGAGAAAAAGAGUCCAGCUACGCCGUCAAGUGACAGGCCAACCAGGGAACGGAAAACGGUGGAGCGCUACUCUGCUCCAUCACCUUCGAAGUUGGGAAAAUCUUCUUCCAGUAAAGGUUUGACAAUUGAAAAGGGACGUGGUACUCAGCUUAAGGAUAUUCCAAAUGUGGCUUUCAAGUUGUCAAAGAGAAAACCUGAUGACAACCUGCACGUGCUUCAUAGUUUAUUGUUUGGGAAGAAAACAAAGGCACACAAUCUUAAGAGGAAUAUAGGCCAGUUUUCUGGUUAUGUGUGGGUUGAAAAUGAGGAAAAACAGAGGGCCAAGAUAAAGGAAAGGAUUGACAAAUGUGUGAAAGAAAAAUUGAUGGACUUCUGUGACGUUCUUAAUAUACCAAUUAUCAAGAGUAAUGUUAAGAAGGAGGACAUUUCUGCUAAGCUGUUGGAGUUUCUGGAGUCGCCACAUGCUACAACUGAUGUUCUGCUUUCUGAAAAAGAACAGAAAGGUAAGAAGCGGACUAGAAAAGCAACCCCUGGCAAAUCUCCUGUGGAAGCAUCUACAGAAACCCCAUCAAAGAAGCAAAAACAAACUCCAGUGUCUGGAAAAAAGCAAAAGCCUUCUUCUGAUGUUGAAGAGGUAGAUAAAGCUGAACUCUCAGAUGCAAAAGAUGAGUCUCAAGAAGAUGAAGAUGUUGUAAUGGAAAAUAAUGACAGUGAUGAUGAGGUGAGUAAAUCAGAGGAAGAGGAAGAUACUCCAAAGGCUCCCAAGAGUACCACAAAAAAAACUGUGAAGGAAGGUUCAGGUGCCAAAGCUGGUGCUAAAACCCCAUCUGUUAAGAAGACCUCAACGAAAGCUGCCAAAAGCAGUGAAAAGACUCCAAAAAAAUCUAUACAGAAACAGUCCAAUACUGAGCAUGAUAAUGCCUCCGUCUCUCUCUCCAAGUCAAAGCAACGUGCAACCAAGAAACAGAAAGUUGUAAAGGAAAAGCAGGACACCGGUGGGAAGGCUGCAAGCAAAACCUCAAAGGCUUCGGUUAAGGAUCAAGUUAAAGGUAAAAGUAGUAAGAAGGCCAAGGUAGAGCCUAGUAGGGAGGAGAUGCACACAGUUGUUGUUGAUAUUCUGAAGGAAGUAGAUUUCAAUACUGCAACUUUGUCCGAUAUUCUCCGACAACUUGGUACCCAUUUUGGCCUUGAUUUAAUGCAUAGAAAAGCAGAGGUGAAGGAUAUCAUCACAGAUGUAAUUAAUAACAUGUCUGAUGAGGAAGAGGAAGGCGAGGAAGCUGAAAAUGAUGGUGACGGGGAUGUAGAUGCAGGUAAAGAUGGUGACGACAGUGAUGAAGAUGAUGAUGCAUGAUCUUAUACAAAAGAAUAUAAUGACAGCAGAAGUUAGAAGCAUGCGAGUCAUCUAUUAGCUAAAUUUCAUGUUCAUUCUCCUGUCAGCUGUCUAUACGGGUUAAGCUUUGGUAGGUAUAUUUGGUUUGAGUUGUGACCUUUUUCUAUGAUAGCUGCUCUAAGCUAGGUUUGUACUUUGUACCAUAUUAGAUUUAACCCGUUCCUCUGUAUUACAGAUGUGUCAUUUUAUUUGUCAUGUUGAAUAGUUUUUUUCCCCCACCUGCCUGUAAACAUUAUUGUCUUCUAAUUUUAGAUCAAUGUUAAAUUUAUUUGUUAGAACUUGA